AUUUUACAAUAAUCUUUUGAAGUUGAAAUACCUAGUUGAUAGUUGAUUUUAAGUUGAUACAUUUUUAUUUGUUAUUAAAAAAAAACUGCAUCAGCUAUCCUGGUUAUUCGACGAUAUUUAUUUUCAUUUAUAUUAUUAUUUAUUAUUUAUUUAUCGUUUGAAAUAAAAAAAUUCUAUUUACUAUUUAUUUCAUAAUUCUUUUCAAAACGAAUGAUUUUUGUAAUCUAAGUAUGAGGGUCAUCGAAUUUUUCAGUGGUAUUGGUGGAAUGCAUUUCGCCCUGAAAGAAUGUAACUUGGAAAAUUUUGAAGUUGUCCUUGCUGUAGAUAUAAAUACAGUAGCAAAUGCAGUAUACAGACAUUUUUUUCCAUCGACUAACCUCAGAGAUUUGAACAUUCUUUCACUUAGCUCAGAACAGUUUGAUGCAUACCAUCCAGACAUAUUAUUGAUGAGUCCACCUUGUCAACCUUUCACGAGAAAUGGCCUUGUCAAGGAUAUUAAUGAUGAAAGGACAAAGCCACUGCUGCACAUUAUUGAAAAUAUAAUCCCGAAAUCAGAAUCACUUAAAUAUAUUUUAGUGGAAAAUGUUAAAGGAUUUGAAAGUUCUUUGGCUAGAGACAAAUUAGUUACCGCAUUGAGUCGGUCAGGUUUUACAUUUAAAGAAUUUCUACUUAGUCCCGUACAUUUUGGCAUUUGCAAUUCAAGAUUGAGGUAUUAUUUAUUAGCCAAAAAGAAACCAUUAGAUUUUGCAAUAUCCUUACAAAAUGAUAUCAUAACUGAAAAUAAUUGGGACGACAAAUUGUGCGACCGCGUUCAACAAGUUUCAGAUGUAUUGAGCGAAUCUGACACAGAAUUAGAAGAAUAUUUUGUUAAUGACAAACAACUAUUGAAAGGCGGCAAAGCCUUGGACAUUGUUACCAAACACAGUAAAAGAUCAUGUUGUUUCACUCGUUCAUACAGUUCAUACUUAUGCGGCACUGGUUCUGUGUAUUCCAGUUUGUGCGAAGAAAAUAUCAAAGAAAUUAUUAAUGACAAUAACAAUAAUUUAGAAGUGCUGAAAAGCUUAAAAUUAAGAUUUUUUACACCAGCAGAAGUUGCAAAGUUUAUGUGUUUUCCUGUAUCAGAUUUUCCGGUCAGCAAAAAAAAAGCAUACCAACUUCUAGGCAACAGUAUAAAUGUUUAUGUUGUAUCUCGAUUAUUAUGUUUAUUAUUGCCUUAAAGCCUUUAACUAUAUUAAUAUGAUGUACAUAAUUCUAUUUAUAUAUGUUGAAUGUAAACUACAAUACAUUUUUCAAAUAUUUGUUGUGAAUAAAGUAAGUUUUGGAACCCAAUACUGUAUUUCUUACUAUAUAAUAACUAUUUGAAUAUUCUUAAGAAGACCCUACACCCACAUGUAUUGUCUCUGUCUUACUAAUGUACAACAUAGUAAAAACUGUUUUGCGCAGGAUAGAACCACUCAGAAUAUAGUGACAGUUAAGACUCCAAAUUAACAUAAAAUAUAUUUAAGAACAUUAUCUGUGAAAUAUCAUUUUUUUAGUUUUUUUAUAUCACUUACACAAAAAAAGUUCUUUUUGUUUCAAAAUUCGUUAUUUUUGUGUUUUUCAAACUUGAAUAACUUUUUUUUGUAGUUCCGAUAUCGAAAAAAUUAAAAAUUAUAUUUCAAAGCCAGUUACCUUUUUUAUGUGGUAAAAAUUUUGUUUCAUAGUUAUGACUGUAGCCUCCUUAGUUCUUUCUCAAGUAAAAUAGUUUUUGCUAUGUAUUACACAUGUGGAUCCUCUUAAGAUAAACCUAGGUAUAAUUUAAUUGCCAUACAAACACGAGUACACAAUAUAAAAUGGAUAAACAAAAGUUUAAUAUAUAAUGUACAUAUAUAAAUAAUGAUACAUGAUAAUUUUUAUAAAUUUUAUCAUCUGUGAAAAUGGCUAAAAUUAAUGAAGUGAAUAUUAUUAAUUGAGUAUUUAUUGUUACAAAAAAAAAAAGAAAACUUUAAAAUAAU
Molecule: messenger RNA, 1994 nt
Organism: Myzus persicae (green peach aphid)
Lineage: Eukaryota; Metazoa; Arthropoda; Insecta; Hemiptera; Aphididae
Gene: Mt2
Product: tRNA (cytosine(38)-C(5))-methyltransferase
Exons: 4
Coding region: 231-1217 (328 amino acids)
Molecular function (GO): methyltransferase activity
Source: RefSeq, a predicted model, not a curated record